CUGGGUUCUGGGGCAAUUUCUAAUCGGGCCCACUUCUCAUAAUUCACGUAUUGGGUCCAACGGGCCAAAGCCCAUCAUCCAAGGUCCAAAAAUCAAGAGGCCAAUUUCAGUCAUGAACCUUUAAUGCCUGGGAAAUCGCUUCCUUGUCGUAUCUAUCUGACCAUCUUUCUCUCCCAUAGUCCCAUGGAAGCAGUUUCGAGUUCAGCUCUGCAAAUACAGAGAUUCAAAGAGAAUUCCUUGCUAAUCCACACUCCCAAAACGAGCAACAAGCAUUGUGCUUUACUGAGAGUCGGUCCGAGUCUGUGCAAUACGCCGUACUUGCGCGUAUCGCGGGUUUCAGCCCUCGCGCAUGAGGUACCAGAUGAGGACAGCGGCAAGGAGGGUUCUCGAUUGAACAACGAUAAUGGGGUUCUGGGUUUGGUUCCUGAAGAAAUUACAUUGUUAUCUGAGUCCGUCAAUGGAUAUUUCAAAUGGCUUGUUCGGCUUUGUUGUGAUGGCGUCUCUCAUAUCCUGAAGGGUGAUACAGACGUAACAGACCUCAAACAGAGUAGUGAAAAGGAUGUAAAAUUCACUUCACCGCAAUUUAUGGUCUCGUAUGGAAACAUAAGUGGAGGAGGCACAAGAGCUGGGCUUUUCAGAACACCCAUAUCUGGUGGAGUGCAGAGUGCAACAUCUGCUCAUGGCUUACCUAGACCAGCCUUAGCUGUUAGGAAUCUAAUGGAACAGGCUAGAUUUGCUCACCUGUGUACUGUGAUGUCACGUAUGCACCACCGUCGAGAAGGUUAUCCGUUUGGUUCACUUGUAGAUUUUGCUCCGGAUUCUCUCGGACAUCCAAUUUUUUCGUUCUCGCCAUUGGCUAUACACACUAGGAACUUGUUAGCGGAUCCAAGAUGCACCUUAGUUGUACAGAUUCCUGGAUGGAGUGGCUUGUCAAAUGCACGAGUGACAAUCUUUGGCGAUAUAUACCCCCUUCCUGAAGACAAGCAGGAGUGGGCUCAUAAACAGUACAUAGCAAAACACCACCAAGGACCUUCUCAGCAGUGGGGAAAUUUCUACUACUUCCGCAUGCAGAACAUAAGUGAUAUAUAUUUUAUUGGAGGCUUUGGGACUGUUGCUUGGGUUGAUGUUAAUGAAUAUGAAACCAUUCAACCCGAUAAGAUUGCCGUUGAUGGGGGUGAACAGAAUUUAAAGGAACUAAAUGCGCUAUUUUCAAAGCCUCUGAAAGAGCUUUUGUCCAAGGAAGCUGAGGUAGAUGAUGCUGCUCUAAUAUCCAUAGACAGUAAAGGAGUUGAUGUUCGGGCUCGCCAAGGCGUCCAGUUUAACGUUCAGAGGAUUUCAUUUGAAGAAUUGCAGGGUGUUGAAACAUUAGACGAGGCAAAGAAAGCGCUUUGGAAUAUAAUCAAUAGAGGCCGAAUACCGAAUUUGCAAGAAUGAGAAAAAUGCACUCUGGUUUAACCGUGUGUACUAAGACAGUGAAAAGGAAGCUGUGAUGAUAACGUCAUUGGAUUUGCAGAUCGACUGUGUGUGAAAUGUGUGAGCUAAUAAGAGACUUCUUGUGGUGUCUGAAUAUUUGAGAACCAGAACUGCUUGAGGUAUGUCAAAGUAGUUUUAUAGUUUGAUGAGUGGCCUUGUGAUGAAUUUUGGAGGCAUUGUGCAAUAAAUUGUGGCUUAGAAUUAAAUUCUAUCUUCAUAUAUCUAAUAUAUCCUGAAGUUAGAAGGAAAAAACGAUGUGUAAAUUUAUGGAGUAGCAGAUGGUUCCCUUAUGAAGUCAUUGUGAAUGAUAUAUUGGACGUGUCGAGAGUGUGUAUUCUCACGCGAUAAUUUCGAGCCUGGCCCAACCCAGCCCAAAAAAGGAUGGCUUGGGCUUCUGUUUAUUGGUCCCAAAAAGGCGGGCCUG
Molecule: messenger RNA, 1897 nt
Organism: Striga asiatica
Lineage: Eukaryota; Viridiplantae; Streptophyta; Magnoliopsida; Lamiales; Orobanchaceae
Source: the annotation of a GenBank genome assembly